GUGGCGCGGCGCCUGCGCAGUGGGGAGGGGCGCGGGGGAGGGGCGCGGCGGCUGUCAGCUGACUGUGGCGGCGGCGGCGGCGGCGGCCUCGAGGUGACAACCGUCCCCGUCGCAGGCUCCGGCGGGGGCGCAGGAGGUCGCCCGGCGCGUCAUUGUCGGGUCGGCGAGGCCCAGGGCCGGCCGCAGCACCAUGGCGACCACCGUCAGCACUCAGCGCGGGCCGGUCUACAUCGGCGAGCUCCCGCAGGACUUCCUCCGCAUCACGCCCACUCAGCAGCAGCGGCAAGUCCAGCUGGAUGCGCAGGCGGCCCAGCAGCUGCAGUACGGAGGCGCCAUGGGCACCGUGGGCCGACUAAACAUCACCGUGGUCCAGGCAAAGCUGGCCAAGAAUUACGGUAUGACCCGCAUGGACCCCUACUGCCGCCUGCGCCUGGGCUACGCGGUAUACGAGACGCCCACGGCGCACAACGGUGCCAAGAGCCCCCGCUGGAACAAGGUCAUCCACUGCACGGUGCCCCCGGGCGUGGACUCCUUCUAUCUGGAGAUCUUCGAUGAGAGAGCCUUCUCCAUGGACGACCGCAUCGCCUGGACCCACAUCACCAUCCCCGAGUCCCUGCGGCAGGGCAAGGUGGAGGACAAGUGGUACAGCCUGAGCGGGAGGCAGGGGGACGACAAGGAAGGCAUGAUCAACCUCGUCAUGUCCUACGCGCUGUUGCCAGCUGCCAUGGUGAUGCCGCCCCAGCCCGUGGUCCUGAUGCCAACGGUGUACCAGCAGGGCGUCGGCUACGUGCCCAUCACAGGGAUGCCUGCUGUCUGCAGCCCUGGCAUGGUGCCCGUGGCCCUGCCCCCAGCUGCUGUGAACACCCAGCCCCGCUGUAGCGAGGAGGACCUGAAAGCCAUCCAGGACGUGUUCCCCAACAUGGAGCAGGAGGUGAUCCGCUCUGUGCUGGAAGCCCAGCGCGGGAACAAGGACGCCGCCAUCAACUCUCUGCUGCAGAUGGGGGAGGAGCCGUAGAGCCCCUGCCUUGCUGCCUGUGGCCCAGCUCUGUUGCCGGCCCGGCUUCCCCCAAGGAAUGCUGUCCCAUCAAGAUUUCCGUGAAAGAGCACCUGUGUCGCCCCUCCACAGCCACGUCUGUGCCACCCGUCCACACCUGUUCUGGGGAUGCAUGUGGAUUGUCGGUUCCCAGCGGCCCAGAACUGGGCGGGGCUCCCCUAUCGUCUUGUGUUGGGGGGUCUCGGCGCGCUCCUGUCCCUGGGACAUGCGUCUCCCCUUCUCUGCUGAUCUGGAAAAUGGUCUUGCUGUCAAGAGCAGCUGCUUCUGCCAGGGUGUUGGGUGCUGGAGGUUGUCGAGCGCCUGCCUGUCUGAUUGGAUUCAUGGCAUUUUGUUACGUGACAGUGGAAUACAGCUGAUCAUUUGAGGCAUACACAA
Molecule: messenger RNA, 1429 nt
Organism: Callithrix jacchus (white-tufted-ear marmoset)
Lineage: Eukaryota; Metazoa; Chordata; Mammalia; Primates; Cebidae
Gene: TOLLIP
Product: toll interacting protein
Biological process (GO): ubiquitin-dependent protein catabolic process
Cellular component (GO): cytoplasm
Molecular function (GO): ubiquitin binding; ubiquitin conjugating enzyme binding
Source: RefSeq, a predicted model, not a curated record